Corvus hawaiiensis (hawaiian crow) is the source of this 3869-nucleotide messenger RNA. RefSeq names its product potassium voltage-gated channel subfamily Q member 4 (gene KCNQ4). Gene Ontology annotation, molecular function: voltage-gated potassium channel activity. Gene Ontology annotation, biological process: potassium ion transport; transmembrane transport. Bases 1 to 2178 code for a protein of 725 amino acids. The transcript is spliced from 16 exons. The record is from RefSeq and is a predicted model, not a curated record. NCBI's taxonomy places the organism in Eukaryota, Metazoa, Chordata, Aves, Passeriformes, Corvidae. Gene Ontology annotation, cellular component: membrane.
AUGCCCCAGCACGCUCCCCGUCCCCAGCAGGGCCCCCUAUCCACACCGGAGGUGACAGCAAGCCACCCACACCCCACCCCUCCACCCCCGCCGCCGCCGCCGCCGCCGCCGCCCCGCACGGCGCUUUCCCCGCCCGCCCCGUCCCGCGGAGCCCCGGGGGCGGGGGCCAGCGGGACCCCCCCGCCGCAGCCCCCGCCCCGCCGCCGGGGGCUGCUGGCGGGGCCGCGCCCCGGGGCCGCCCCCCGCCCCGCCGGGGCCCCGCGCUGCUGCCGCCGCCGCCUCCAGAACUGCCUCUACAACGUGCUGGAGCGGCCCCGCGGUUGGGCUUUCAUCUACCACGUCUUCAUAUUCCUCCUCGUCUUCAGCUGCCUGGUGCUGUCGGUCUUCUCCACCAUCCAGGAGCACCAGAAAUUGGCCAACCAGUGCCUCUUCAUCCUGGAAUUCGUGAUGAUCGUGGUGUUCGGCAUGGAAUACAUCAUCCGCGUGUGGGCCGCCGGCUGCUGCUGCCGCUACCGCGGCUGGCGCGGCCGCUUCCGCUUCGCCAGGAAACCCUUCUGCGUGAUCGAUUUCAUCGUCUUCAUCGCCUCCGUGGCCGUCAUCGCCGCGGGCACGCAGGGCAACAUCUUCGCCACGUCGGCGCUGCGCAGCAUGCGCUUCCUGCAGAUCCUGCGCAUGGUGCGCAUGGACCGCCGCGGCGGCACCUGGAAGCUGCUGGGCUCCGUCGUCUACGCCCACAGCAAGGAGCUCAUCACCGCCUGGUACAUCGGCUUCCUGGUGCUCAUCUUCGCCUCCUUCCUCGUGUACCUGGCGGAGAAAGACGCCAACGUCCAGUUCGCCACCUACGCCGAUUCGCUGUGGUGGGGCACGGUGACCCUGACCACCAUCGGCUAUGGGGACAAGGCGCCGCAGACGUGGCUGGGCCGGAUGCUGGCGGCCGGAUUCGCCCUGCUCGGCAUCUCCUUCUUCGCCCUGCCCGCCGGGAUCCUGGGCUCCGGCUUCGCCCUCAAAGUGCAGGAGCAGCAUCGGCAGAAGCACUUUGAGAAGAGGCGGACUCCGGCGGCGAACCUGAUCCAGGCUGCCUGGCGCCUGUACUCCACGGAUGUGAGCCGGGUGUACCUGACGGCCACGUGGUGUUACUACGACAGCCUCCUGCCCGCCUUCAGAGAGCUGGUCCUUAUGUUUGAGCAUUUGCACCGGGUUCGCAACGGAGGAUUUAGGAAUUCAGAGGUGAAAAAAUGGCCCGACAGAGCCCCACCGCCCUACCACUCCUUCACCCCUGCCCAGAAAAGCGUCAGCCUGGCCACAUGUGCAGGGGAAAGCUGGAAUGAGGAGGACGCGCAGCCCCACAAGUGUUUACGCCUCAGCAACAAGAUGGGCAUCAAGGAGCGGAUCCGGCUGAGCAGCUCCCAGCGCCAGGGCAGCCGCGGCCGGCAGCAGCAGCUGGGGCCGCCCCUGCACCGCUCCCCCAGCACCGAGGACGUCGCCGAGGCCUCCAGCCCCACCAAGGUGCAGAAGAGCUGGAGCUUCAACGACCGCACCCGAUUCCGAGCGUCCCUGAGGCUCAAGCCGCGGACCCCGACUGAGGCCGACUGCCCGCCCGAGGACAGUGGCGAGGACAGGAGCUCGCCCAGCGACCUGACCUUCGAGGACAUCAUGCCGGCAGUGAAGACCUUGAUCCGGGCCGUCAGGAUCCUGAAGUUCCUGGUGGCCAAGAGGAAGUUCAAGGAGACCUUGCGUCCCUACGACGUCAAGGAUGUCAUCGAGCAGUACUCGGCCGGACACCUGGACAUGCUGGGCAGGAUCAAGAGCCUGCAGACGCGCGUGGACCAGAUCGUGGGCAGGGAUCGGGCGCUCCCUGCAGACAAAAAGGUGCGGGAGAAGGGGGAGAAGCCGGCGCUGGAGGCGGAGCUGGUGGACGAGCUCAGCAUGAUGGGGCGCGUGGUCAAAGUGGAGCGGCAGGUGCAAUCCAUCGAGCACAAGCUGGACCUGCUGCUCGGCCUCUACUCGCAGUGCCUCCGCAAGGGCUCCACGAACUUCUUCAGCCUGGCCGCGGUGCGGGUGCCGCCCGGCGAGCCCGACAUCACCUCGGACUACCACAGCCCCGUGGACCACGAGGACAUCUCGGUGUCCGCCCAGACCCUCAACAUCUCCAGGUCGGCCAGCACCAACAUGGACUGAGCAGGAGGCAGCGGGAUGGACCCUGCCCGCCUGGGAUGGGGCGCUGGGAGCGGCGUGGCGUUGUCCCCUCGCUGUCCCCUCGCUGUCCCCUUGCCGUCCCUCGCCGUGUUACUUGAAGCAAGUCUUCCUUUGCGGGGACAUGGCACUGUGGCAUGGCCACCCCACGCUCCUGGGAUGCCCCUGGGAUGUUCUGGGAUGCUCCCGGGAUGUUCCUGGGAUGUUCUUGGGAUGUUCCUGGUCUCCUAUGGAAUGAGACCCCCCCAGCUCUGGGGUCCUGGGUGCUCCCCAGCUGUGGUGGGGAUGCUCCGGGCUGGCCCCAUCCCCUGGGGUUUGGUUUGAACCCCACCCCAGCCCUCAGGACAGCUCCUGCCUGGUCCCCCAGAGCUGAGCCGGGGCCACCACCAGCUAUGCAAGGUCCCACCUCCCUCUUGCUGCCAGUGCAGGGGUGUGGGGGCACGACCCAGGGUGGUUUUACCUGCGUCAUUCGGGGUUCCCAGUGUGGGGAGCAGGGGACUGUCCCCCCUCACCAGGCUGCAGCCCUCCCGAAGCACAGCAGAGCCUUCUGCCUGCCCGUGCAUGCUCCCAGGGCAAUAUAUAUAUAGAAUAUAUAUAUUUAUGCAAUAAUGUCUUAAUAUGCAACACCCCUGGGAAGAGCAACCCGAGGGGACAGAGGCAAUAAGCAACCCCCUGCCAGCUCCCAGGGCUGGACUGUGCUGCCCAGGAGGGCCUUGGAGGUCCUGAAGGCUCAGGGCCAGCCGGAAAAGCUCCACCCGAUGGUGGUCCUGGAGUCAGGAAGCUGAGCAGGGGCUGUGGGGAAGGCAGGGAUGCAGGCACAGGCGCUGUCCCCAAGGAGCGUCCCUCCCCCUGUGUCCCAGCCCCUGCUCCUGCUUAGAGGAUUCCUUGGCUGCUGGGUCCUGCGGUGCUCAGUUUGUCCCUGCCCGUUUCCCUGUCCCCUCUGUGGUCCGGGCAGCACGGGCCGGGCCUGGUGGGGACAGGGCGGCGUCCUUGCAUGUCACCUAUAGCAGAGCCACGACAGCUCCCACGCUACCCCAGUCCCCUUCCCUGCCCCGCUCCCUGUCCCGGCGCUGGUUUCCAGUCCAGCAGCACUGGGCUGAGCCAGGCUGGGCUUGUGCCAAAGUGCCAGGCUGGGGCUGCAGCCGAGGGUCCCGGGGGGGGCUCGGUGGUGACCCCACAGUGCCGGGAUCUGUCCUGGGCUGCUCCCACCGCUCCCCUCGCUGCCAGCGCCGCCCCUCUCUGGGCUUCGGAUCGUGGGAUUCGCACCCCCUUUUCCCGAGACCCCCUGUGCCUCUGCUCCCGGCAGCGGGGACCCCCGACCCUGCUCGUUUCCUCACCCCGUUAGUGCAUGUGGCCAGCGCGGGCCGUGCCAGAGCUGCUUGAACCCCACCCCCCACCAGAACCAGAGCUCCUGCAGCCCCCCGGCCCCCUCCCCUCGCCCCGGGGCUGCCCGGGCGGUGGGACACGAGGGGACAGCGCUGGGUGGGUGCCCGUGGGGCGAGGUGCAUGUGACAGCUUUGCCCGCAGCCGCACGCAGGAAUUAACCCUUAGGACCCCUCCCCUCCCUCCCGGGGCUGGCUGGUCCCCGCAGCCCCCCCCCCCCCCCCGAGCCAGCGGUAGUUACCUCACUUGAUUAACUUAUUAACUUAUUUGUUUCAUUAAAAUUUGGAGUAGAG